AUGAUACAAAAGGACACUAGGGAAAAUACCAAACAGGAUGGGGGUGGGUCACCCAGACAACCUCUUGAUAUUCUAAAAGAUUUCAAGCAAAGAAGCUGGAUACAAAAUUGGACCUAUACAUGGGUUUUAAGAACAAUCAAUUUUGCUCAAAACAAUGAGUUGAAAAUAGAGGAUAUAGGGGAGCUUAGCAUAGAGAACACAACUAAAUAUCAUGCUAGCAACUAUGACACUUCCAAGAUAGGGUUGACAACUUCACAAGAUUCUGAUAGGAGUCAUCCAGAUGGUACAUUAAUCAAAGUUUUAUUGAAGGCUUAUAGAUGGCCUCUUGUGUUCAUAUUCGUGAUGAAAAUGUGAGCUCUGGUUCUUGAAAACAUUAAUUUGCACUUCCUAGGAUAUAUUCUCUCUUAUAUUGAAGGAGAAAAUGAUGAGCAAAAUCGAGCGAUCUUUUGUGUAUGUAUCAUGGCUCUAUUUGAAUUCCUUUCAAGAGGUGUAAGAGCUAACUCUGACAAGAUGCAAAUGAACUACUCUAAUAGAAUGAAAGCUUCAGCAUCUAGUUUAGUUUACUCCAAAAUGUUCAAAAUUUCAAGUGCUACCAACAAGCAUUAUCAAAAAGGAAAGGUUCAGAAUAUUAUCAACCAAGAUUGUGGAAAUAUCAUUGAAUUUAUAUGGGCUCUACCUUAUAUUCUUUCUGUGCCCUUCGCAACCUUGAUAAACUUCUACUCUCUCUACAUUUAUAUUGGGAAAGUUAUCUGGGCCCCUUUGAUCAUUCUUGCUGCAAGUAUGGUUCUUUGCUAUUACAUGCUAGCUAUUCAUACUUAUUAUAAAAAGAAGAGGAAGGGAAAGGAUGAUCGAAGAUCGACCAUCCUGAACGAGAUCAUUGAUAGCAUAACAGUUAUCAAGACCAACUGUUUGAUUCAGUGCUUUCAAGAAAAGCUUGGCACAUUAAGGAAGAAACAGCACUGGAACGAGAUAACAUCUAAGCUAAUGAAAAUGCCUGAGCACUUUGCUCAGGCAUUCACUCCUUAUUUGAUGAUCAUGAGUGUGCUGUAUAUUUGUGUGUUCAAAUCUUCUUUAACAUUGACUGUUCCUGUUGCUAUGGCAAUUUGGAGAUUAAUAAGAAAGAUCAAACAGAAUACAGCAUGGAUUCCUCAUUAUGGAUCUCUCUACACUGAUUGUAAGCUCUCUCUAAAAAGAGUUGAAGGAUUUCUCCUCAAUCCAGAGAUUGAAAGUCACCUUAUUGAAAGAUUAGAUUCAACUCAAACUAAUUUAGCCAUUAAGAUCAAGAAAUCUAAUUUCUUUUGGGGAUUUGAGCAUAACGAUUCUGAUGAAGAAAAUGACGAUAGAAUUUAUACUUUAAAAGACCAGAUUACUUUGAAAGAUAUUGAACUCAACAUCAAACAAAACGAAUUCGUUGCCAUUAUAGGAGAUGUUGGCUCAGGCAAGUCCUCUCUUAUCAGCACUCUUCUCCAAGAAACCUUGUAUAUUGAUUACAGCACACUUGAAAAGUAUAAAGAUGUUCAAAUUAAUUCGAAAAAACAAAAGAAACCCAAAUUUUUCCAGAACCUUAAGAAUGAUGGAACUUCCGACACUAUAGACCAAAUCAUGAAUGAGAGGCAUAAGAACUCUAAAGUUUCUGAACCAGUAAUAUCAGUAUGAGGUUCAAUCAGCUUUGUUGAGCAGAGACCUUUUAUCCUCAGCAAAACUAUCCGUGAGAACAUCCUGUUUGGGGAAGAACUCGACGAGAAAAGAUAUAACAAAAUAGUAAAAGCUUGUCAACUCGGAAGAGAUCUAGAAAUUCUGGAGGCUGGUGAUCUGACUCAAAUAGGCGAAAAGGGAGUCAACCUCUCUGGAGGUCAGAAAGCCAGGCUUGGCAUUGCCAGAGCUGUCUAUGCCAAUAGAGAUAUCAUCUUGAUGGAUGAUCCUUUGUCAGCCUUGGAUGCCCAUGUCAAGAAAGCCAUCUUUGAUGAAGUAUGUUGUGGAGAACUCAAAAAUACCACUAGAGUACUUGUCACACACGCAGUAGAUUUCUUAGAUCGAGUAGAUAGAAUCAUUGUUAUCAACAAAGGAAGAGUUAUUUUGAAUGGCUCAUACAAACAACUUGAGAAUGAAGAGUAUUUCAAGAAAGUAAUGAGUACAAUCUACAAACAAGAAAUCAAAAGUACCAAAGAAGAGUCCAAGGAUUUUGAUAAAGAAGAUGAGCAGCAGAAUUAUUUAAGCAAGAAGGAAAAGAAACUCCUUGACGAGGAUAUUAACCAGAAUACUGAAAUUACAACAGAAACAUUCUUAAACUACUUCAUGUAUCUAAAACAAGGCUUGAUUUUCAUAAUAGCUGGAAUCCUGAUUAGGUCAUUCAUCAGAAUGGUAAAUAUUAAAGCAGACUAUGAAAUGCUAACAUGGGUAAAAGAGUUCUCUAAAUCCGAACAAGCCAGUAUGACUGGGCUAUAUUAUGUUCUUCUCUAUGUGCUUCUUAUAAUAUCUUCAGAUUUGAUUAUAUGGAUCAUUGAUAUUGUCCAAAAUUUUCUGAUAGAUAAGAAGAUGUUUGAUGCUAUGAUAAACAGACUUCUGCAUGCCCCAAUUAAUCUUUUCUUUGAUAAAGCAUCAUCAGGAAUCAUAAAUCAAAGAUUCUCUGGUAAUCUUCGUGAAGCUACAAAGCAACUUCCAAACAUGCUCAAGAGAAAUAUCAAAGAUUUUAUUGAGAUGUGAAUCACAUUAUUUUUUGUGAUCUACAGUGCUCCAAUCUGUGGCUUGAUCGUUCCUUGAGCUGGUAUAUUUUAUUCAUUUCUCUUGAAAGGUUAUACGCCUGCAAAUACUCAAGUAAAUAAGAUCAAAUCUUCAGUGAAUAGUCCAGCACACACUCAUUUUUCAGAAUCAAUUGAAGGUAUUACGACUAUCAGGGCUUUCAAUAAAAUUCAUGAAUUUGAAGACAAAAGAUUUAUGAUGUGUGAUCAAAUAUAUGGAAUUCUAUUGGUGAAGAGAGGACUCAACGGCUGGCUUUCAACUAGAAUCAACCUUAUAUCUAUCACCUUUGUGUUCUUUCUUUACAUGUAUUGUAUCUUAUACAGAGAUAACCAAGAUCCUAUAAUUAUAGGCCUCCUGAUGGGAUAUAUCAUGGAGCUUCAAUGGAUACUAAAUCGGUUUGUGAGACAAGCUAUAUCCAUCCAUAGUCUGAUGACAUCUUUUGAUAGAUGUAAGAAGCUUACUGAAAUUCCUCAAGAAGCUGCUCAGAGUUUGCCUGUCCCUCAGGAUACUGAAGGAAACCCCUGGAUUACUCAUGGAAAUAUCAAAUUUACAAACUUCUCUCUCAGAUAUCGUCCGGACACUGAAAUUGUGCUCAAGAAUAUUUCUAUCGAUAUUCAAGCAGGCCACAAGGUUGGAGUAGUAGGAAGGACAGGUGCCGGAAAGUCCACACUCUGCCUAGCAUUAUGCAGAAUUGUUGAAGCCCUAGAAGGAUCUAUUUACAUUGAUGGAGUCGAUAUCUCUACAGUGGGAUUGGCUGAUUUGCGUGAUAGAAUCACUAUCAUUCCUCAAGAGCCUGUGUUAUUCAGAAAUAUAUUAAGGUUCAACCUAGACCCUGAGCAAAAGUGUUCUGAUGAAGAACUUAUAAGUUUGCUCCAUAAAGCCAAGCUAGGUAGCCUUCUAACUAGAGAUGGAAGUGGGCUCAAUUUCACAAUUGCAGACAAGGGUUCCAAUCUCAGCGCUGGUGAGAAGGCCUUAAUCUGUAUUUGUAGAGCAGUUUUAAGACAUAACAAGAUUGUCAUUAUGGACGAAGCCACAGCCAGCAUAGAUGUCAAUACUGAGGAGAUAAUUCAAAAGCUAAUGAAAGAAGAGUUUGCAGACUCAACAGUGAUCACUGUAGCUCAUAGACUGAACACAGUUAUGAACAGUGACAAAAUAAUAGUGAUGGAUUUUGGAGAGAUUAUCGAAUAUGACACUCCUCAAAAUCUGCUGAAAAAUGAAUCUUCCUUAUUCUCAUCCAUGAUGAAUAAAUUCAACAGUUAA
This is a messenger RNA of Moneuplotes crassus, 3999 nucleotides long. NCBI's taxonomy places the organism in Eukaryota, Ciliophora, Spirotrichea, Euplotida, Euplotidae. The record is from the annotation of a GenBank genome assembly.